Molecule: messenger RNA, 2650 nt
Organism: Rhagoletis zephyria (snowberry fruit fly)
Lineage: Eukaryota; Metazoa; Arthropoda; Insecta; Diptera; Tephritidae
Source: RefSeq, a predicted model, not a curated record
AUGUACUUUUUUCUUUGAAUAUUACGCUCAAAAACGCCUUACCUCUCCACCUUUUCUCAACAGGACAUGACGACAACAAUUGGGUUGUUCACACUUCCCUCAACUCAUAUCAAUUUCGAAUAAGUCAACACAUCAGCGAUGUCCUCGUCACGCAACAAAUUCUUUAGUGGCGGUAAACUUUCGAAUAAAUCAUCCCGUUCGUCAGGACUACGCAUACUUUGGAUACCGGGUAGGCACAAAAGCCAUCCGAAAGGUCGUUUCGAUGCGACCAACAAACAAGUGGUCCAGGCAAAUGCGCAAAAGAAAAACGAAGUGUGGUCCUUAGGUGGGAGUAAAAAUCAACGAGACCUAUUAGAUUCCGAUCCUGAUAGCAAUAUUUUCGAGGGGCCUUCAGUUUCUGGCAUAACAUCAGCCGCAUGCGCCCUCGGUACUGUGGGUGCCGAGAAAUGUGCUACGGCAACAGCUACGCCUACAAUAUCUAUCUCAUUAGCCGAAGAAGAUGGCAAAAACACUGAUGCCAACUCCCUCAACGUGGCAGCCACAUCCAGCAAUUCUUCCCCGGCACCAAGCACAGACUCCACAACGCCUCUAGUAUCGACGCCAAAUAGUCCAGAUACAGGUGCCACAUCUAAAAUAAUUAUUGCAACGACUACAAAAACGGCGGAUAGUAUGCACACCAGCGACAUUAGUAUGCCAAUCAAAACCACAUUAACAACUGUGACCACAACAACAACGGCGGAAAUUAUGGAUGAAAAUCGUUUUUCCAUUCUCGGUAAAGACAUCUCAAAUAACAUCGACGUGUAUGACUUGCCAACACCGCCCAAAAAUGGACUAAAUACUCCACCACCUGAGGGUGCGACCAGUGAGCUCUUAAAUGCAUCGUCUGGUACGACAGCUUCAACAACGACAACACCGUCACCCACUCACCCAUCUAAACAACACUAUGGAAGGGAAUCAAGUUGUUCUCCAACUAAAAAGAAGAAUCAUAAAAAUGAAAAUAAUAAUCAUCAGAAUGAUAUUAAUUCCAUCGAAAGUAUAUCCGACAAUACGAAAAUACCCAGUAACGAUCUGGAAUGGAUAGAUGAGUUACUAUUAGAGCGAAAUGGCAAAGAAAUGUUGAAUAAAAAGAAAAAGAAGAAGAAGAAAAUCUCAACAACGAAAGAAUUAGACCAACUAGAUGGUGUAUCCAGCAAGCACAAUAAUAAAGACGAUCUGGACGUUGAGGAUGAGAAGGUGGUAAAGUGUCUAUAUUACACAUUAAUGUGCUGCGAAUGUACAAUAUCUUAGUUAAUAAUAUGCAGAAAUGCAUUAUUGCCGCCACGGGAGAUCAGGAGUGAAAAAUAUGGGAUAACAUACAAAUGUAUGCAUUUAUAUGAAAAAUAGUUGGCUUUUAUACACUUUUAAAAUCAAAAUAUUUUAAGGAACGAGUCUGUCCACUUUGAGAUACAUACAUUAUAGAUGAUACUAAUAGAAUACUAAGAUUAACUUGUACUGCUGAAUUACUUAAGGGAAUUUGCCAAUUGUUAACAAAAUAUUCCUGCGAUUAGAUAGUGUAACUAUAAAAUACAUAUGCAUGUAUGUACGUAUUUAAGUGAUCUAUGUAUGUAUAUGAAUAUACAUACAUUCUUAACCUUAAAUGUAUUAAAUACAAAAGAAAUAAUAAAGAAGCUAAAUCUGUGCAUAUGUAUGUACAUACAUACAUACAUAUUUAAACGUGUAUGAGGUGUUACAAUAAUAUGCAGCAAAUAUUUUUCUUCUACAAAAUAUUGUUUUAAAAAAUGCAACAAGAAAGUAUAUCAGAAAUGAAUAAAAUGCUGGAUCGUAAAACGUUUAUUUUAUGAGUAAAAAACAUCAAAACGCGCUUUCCUGCGAAAACUGCUUGUUUUUGCUAUUCUUGAUCGUCAAUAAAUUUUAUAGUAUGUUAUAUGUUUGUAUCGCUACUUUAAUACAUACAUAUAUGUAUGUAGAAAAGCCUCAACUAACAUUUUUGUUUGUUUAGUAAGUGAUUAAAAAUUAAGUAAAUUAAAACUUAAAAUUAAAAAUUCAAGUUCUUUAGUUGUCAAUUUAUCUUCAAUAUUUCUGCUAUAUCAGUUAUUUUUUUUUUUUUUCUGAGUGAGUAAUCGAUCGACUUUCGUACAAAACUGGAUGCUGAAUGAAAGUCAGUUAGGGGGGGUUUCUAUAUUAAGGUAGCGAUAUAUGUAUGCACACAUAUGGCCCCAUUGGCCAUAAAAAUAUGUACUAUGUAUAUAAAAACUAAAAAUAAGUUUUUUACUAUUCGUAUCGUGCUAGUAACAGCCUAUUUGACUAUUUGCAUAUUUUUUAAAGGCGUUACAGUAUAUCGGCGAAGCUAUGAAUUUUUAUAUGCGUACAAAUAUUUAUGUAUGUAAUGAGUAUGAACGCAAAGUAUUAAAAACUAUUUUAAAGCUAAAUAAAAGGAAGCAAAACUGUGUGUGUUUUUAAACAGGAAUUCUAAAAUGGCGCCCAUUUUCCUUAUGGUUUGAAAUAUUUAUUCCUUGCUUUUUCUUUGUUUACCAUUUAUUUACUAUAUAAACCAUACACUUUAAUGGGUUAUAUCAAGGCAUAUUAAACAAGGUAGAAGUGAUUUUGACAUUUCUCUUUUUUGAACACCGACUAUAAUGUCAAAUGAUGA